This is a messenger RNA of Melampsora larici-populina 98AG31, 747 nucleotides long. RefSeq lists its product as uncharacterized. Gene Ontology annotation, biological process: mRNA splicing, via spliceosome. The transcript has 3 exons. The record is from RefSeq and is a predicted model, not a curated record. Gene Ontology annotation, cellular component: cytoplasm; nucleoplasm; ASAP complex. Bases 1 to 747 code for a protein of 248 amino acids. Lineage: Eukaryota; Fungi; Basidiomycota; Pucciniomycetes; Pucciniales; Melampsoraceae. Gene Ontology annotation, molecular function: RNA binding.
AUGAGCCUCUCACGAUCUGGAUCCCGUUCUCGCUCACGAUCUCGCUCACGUUCUCCUGCUCGGCGUAAGCGGGCUCGAUCUGGUUCCAUCUCUCGAUCGCGGUCCCGAUCACGGUCUUACUCUUCGUACUCCUCUCGAAGCGCCUCGCGCAGUCCCGUUCGCGAGUCAAAUGAGGCGAGGAUCAUCGAAAUAUCAAAAUUGACAAAGAAUGUUACAACCAGCCACCUUCGAGAAAUUUUCGGUGUCUAUGGCGAGAUUAAAGAGAUAGACCUACCCAUCGUAAGAAGACUUGGCUCUCAUCGGGGUACUGCCGUCAUGACUUUUGAGAGUAGUAAGGCUGCCCAGAAAGCGAUAUCACAUAUGGAUCAUGGUCAAUUGGACGGUUCCUUAUUGACGGUUCGAGUUUACCGACCGCCUUCACCACCACGCCGUCGAAAUAGCCCACCUCGUCGUCCAUUUGCAUCUGGCUCUGGCGCCCGUAGCCGCAGUCCUCCCCGUCGUGAUUUUGGUGGAAGUAGUAGAGCGCCAGUAGGCAGAGUCAACCGAUCGCGUAGUCCACCAUACAGACGAAGACGUUCGCCGAGCCGAAGUUUGAGCAGAAGUCCUCGUCGAAGUGGUGCUAGAAGGCCAAGUCCUCAAUAUGGUGGCAAAAAAAGCAGUCGUCGCAACCGCUCCUACUCAAAAAGUACUCAUUCUAGUUACUCGCGAUCCAGUCGUUCGAGGUCUCGUAGCCCACGUGGCAAGUGA